GAUUUUAGGCCGGUUUCCGAGCAAAGUGUUUAUUUUACUACAUAUUGUACAGUUAGAAAGGUUAUAAUUAAAUUAUUAGUAGGAAAGUACUGACGCAGUUACACCAUGGUGGGAAAAUGGUUUGCUCUGAAGAUACUACCUUAGCAUUUCAAGUAGAUGGGAUCGAAACUUGAUAAUUUUACCCACAUAUUUGGCGCUACAUUGAAUGAUUAACUUUGUUACCCGCACUAAGGCAGAUGUAAUUUUACUUUUAAGCGAGUUUUAGCUUUAUAUGAGGUUACGACGUUGUUUAUAUACGUUACAAACACCCCUCUCAAAACAAUGUUUUUUCCCAUCAUGGACGCCGUUCACUGACGCCGCUGACAGACACCCCCACCGCCGGACAGCAUCAUGAGCGAGCUGAAGGACUGUCCCCCGCUUAAAUACUACGACUUCAAACCCGUGGAGCAUGUGAAGCUGUGCCCCCGCUACACUGCGGUGUUGGGCCGCUCAGAGGACGAUGGCAUCGGCAUUGAGGAGCUGGACACCCUGCAGCUGGAGCUGGAGACCCUGCUGUCCUCGGCCAGCCGCCGCCUGCGGGCCCUGGAGGAGCAGAGACAGAUCCUCACAGACUGGCAGGACAAAAAGGGAGACAAGCGUUUUCUGAAGCCGAGCAAGGACCCAGAUCCUGCAGCCCCAGUCCGCCACAAGCCCAAGAAGCAAAAACUGGACUGCAAGGGAGGGCACGGGCCGGGCCCAGGACCCGGCAGACCCAAAUCCAAAAACCUGCAACCGAAAGUUCAAGAAUAUGAAUUUACAGAUGAUCCGCAAGAUAUCCCCCGCACUCCGAAAAACGACGCUCCCAACAGGUUCUGGGCUUCAGUUGAGCCGUAUUGUGCGGAUAUAACCAAUGAAGAGACCAGACUGCUGGAGGAGCUUCUGAAACCUCCAGAGGACGAGGCCGAGUAUUUCAAAAUUCCUGCGUUGGGGAAACACUAUUCCCAGCGGUGGGCUCAAGAAGACCUGCUGGAGGAGCAGAGGGAAGGGGCACGAGCCAACGACAAGAAGAAGAGCAUCAUGGGAGGGCCGCUGUCAGAACUGGAUGCUAAAGAUGUAGACUCACUGCUGAAGAAAUCCGAAUCUCAGCACGAAUCACCAGAAGACGGUUGUCCCUUUGGUCCGCUCACUCAGCGUCUGCUUCAGGCCCUUGUAGAGGAGAACAUUAUAUCCCCCAUGGAGGAUUCUCCAAUACCGGACAUGUCAGGAAAGGACGCUAAUGAUGGAGCUGGGACUUCCCCUCGAAGUCAGGGAAAAGCUUUCAGUGUUCCUCACACACGUUCCCUGGAGGCGCGGAUCAAGGAGGAGCUGAUAGCUCAAGGGCUUCUGGACUCGGAGGAGCGACCCGGACAAGGAGGAGACUUGGAGGACGAGGUCCUCGCCGAGCUGCAGAAGAGACAAGCAGAACUCAAAGCCCUAAUUGCCCACAACAGAGCCAGGAAGCAGGAGCUGCUCCGGUUGGCAAAAGAAGAGAUGCGCAAGCAGGAGCUGAGGCAGAGAGUGAGGGUGGCCGAUAACGAGGUGAUGGAGGGUUUCCGGCGCAUCAUGGCCGCCAGGCAGAAGAAACGCACACCGACCAAGAAGGAGAAGGAUCAGGCCUGGAAAGCUCUGAAGGAGAGAGAAAGCAUUCUCAAGCUAUUAGAUGGAUAAAAAGAAGCAAUGUUUGGUUUUUCUUCUUUCUUUAACCCACAUCUCAUCCUGUCCUUACAGACUCAGACAGGAGAAACUGCCCUGUAGUGUAAACAUUUAUGUGACGUAGUUUUAAUAGUGUGUAAAAUCAGCCAUCUGACUCUCAGCCUUGAGUAACUUUUUUUUUGUACCGUGAUUGUUGGAUUUUGUCAAUCUAUGUUGCUCUUUUUUAUAUGAUCAUUAUUCAUUGGUUAUGAAACAGAACGACUUAAUGUUUUAAUUUGUUUUUUCUACAUCUACAGUGAGGAAAAGUGCAUGAUCUGCAGUCUCAUUCUCAGAAUGUACAGUAAAAGCUGGAUAACAAACUAACUCACCUUCUUCAGUAAUUAAAAAUUCAACAUGA
Messenger RNA from Xiphophorus couchianus (Monterrey platyfish), 2068 nucleotides. It is a transcript of the gene tada3l, whose product is annotated as transcriptional adaptor 3 (NGG1 homolog, yeast)-like. The transcript is spliced from 9 exons. Gene Ontology annotation, biological process: regulation of transcription by RNA polymerase II. NCBI's taxonomy places the organism in Eukaryota, Metazoa, Chordata, Actinopteri, Cyprinodontiformes, Poeciliidae. Gene Ontology annotation, molecular function: transcription coactivator activity. Gene Ontology annotation, cellular component: SAGA complex. The coding region runs from base 391 to 1686 and encodes 431 amino acids. The record is from RefSeq and is a predicted model, not a curated record.